Messenger RNA from Podarcis lilfordi (Lilford's wall lizard), 324 nucleotides. The record is from the annotation of a GenBank genome assembly. NCBI's taxonomy places the organism in Eukaryota, Metazoa, Chordata, Lepidosauria, Squamata, Lacertidae.
AUGCCAGAUGUUUGUACUAAGAAGAACUCCAGUACCCUGCAAAACUACCUUUCUCAGGAUUCGUGGAGAGGAGAUGCUGCUGCAAAGUUUAAGAUUCCAGGAAAGGAAGGAGAGACUAAGAAGGGCAUCUCAGAGAGACUUCUAAUGAGACAUCUCCAACUCCACUGCUGCCACAUAAGUGGGAAGCAAAGAGAACAUUGGAGUGGGGAGUGGCACAAGGUUCGAAUUUUGGAACUGAGUUUUCCCCUCCUUAAAACUAUUUUUCUGAAAAAGCUUGGUUUGCACUGGACAAUUCUGAAUAGAGCAAGAGGCAUCCGCUCAUAA